Cyprinus carpio (common carp) is the source of this 1879-nucleotide messenger RNA. It is a transcript of the gene gtf3c5, whose product is annotated as general transcription factor IIIC subunit 5. Lineage: Eukaryota; Metazoa; Chordata; Actinopteri; Cypriniformes; Cyprinidae. Gene Ontology annotation, biological process: transcription initiation at RNA polymerase III promoter. The record is from RefSeq and is a predicted model, not a curated record. Gene Ontology annotation, cellular component: transcription factor TFIIIC complex.
CAGUUCCACCCGGGUGCUUUUCACAAGCGGACACGUUCCUGUACAUGCUGUUUACCAAGGCACUCUGUCAUAGAAAUACACCAAUCAAAAGGUGUUUUUUCCUUAUGCAUAGGCGUAGAACAACAGUCGUUUAAAUAUGGAUCCGGUGAUCGCAAGCAAUCCGGCUUCGUCAAGCACAGAUGUGAGAAACAAAGGUGAAAGCCAGGAUGCAGCUGUAGUGUCAGGCACCACAGCAACACUGGCCCUGUCUGACACUAGUCUAGUGUGUGUUGAAUACCCAGCAGUCGUCAACAAUGUGGACACAAUGCUGGAAAGCAUUGGAGGCGAAGAGGGAGUAUCCAAGACCUAUGCAGAUUCUUCUAAAAGACUCGAACUCCGUUUUCGGCCGAAGGAUCAGUUCUGCCAUCCUGCUUAUGGGAACCGCUUCUCCUCCACCAACCUGCUGCUCAGAGUGCGCCGCAGAACCCGCAAAGGAAACAGUGCAGAAACCCAAAUCAGCAUGGAGAUAGUGGGACUUAUUGGGACCACGUAUAAAUUUCAAGGAAUGGCUGACUUCCAGUACCUAGCGACUCACAACGAUCCAGAUGGAAACCAGAUGUCUUUGUACGACAAGAUCAUUUUGCGCAAACCCGAGAAGAAAGAAUUCUACGACAAUCCCGUGCCUCUUUUCCUUCCUCCUCCUAUUUUCUCUCGUCUGGACACGGCUGUGGAUUAUUACUACCGUCCAGAUGUAUUGCACAGCAGGGAGACUGCAAUGCAAUCUGUUCUCCUAAAAGAUCAUCUUAUUGCCCCGAAUCGAGCUCGCCGGCCAAACAAUGCCAUUUUUGUCAACUUCGAUGACAAGACCAUACCAUCAGGACCUCUGGAAGCUGCAGUGACCAGCUGGAAGAAGUUCUGCGUCCAUCCUAAUGAUGCAAAGGCAGAGCAGCAACUCAGACAGCUUUUCGAGAAAAGGCCCAUAUGGUCUCGCAAUGCAGUCAAGGCCAACAUUAACAUUCACCCUGAGAAAAUGAAGCACCUCCUCCCGUAUGUGGCGUACUACAUGUUAACAGGGCCAUGGAGGAGUUUGUGGGUCAGGUUUGGAUACGAUCCUCGAAAAACUGCUGAGGCAAAAAUCUACCAGGUUCUAGACUUCAGGAUCCGCUAUGGAAUGAAACAUGGAUUUGGUGUCAAUGAAAUGCCAGUGAAACCCAAGAGAAGUGCUUACCAUUACAGCCACCCAACCACUAUCAACAGGGCAGUUCCUCAACCUGCUAGUGUGUCUGACAUCACCCAGGAAAGUGCUUCAUCUUCAGGACCCAAACCUGCCACUGCCAAGUACUUACUGAAGGACUCGGUCUACAUCUUCCAGGAGGGAAUGCUUCCUCCAUACCGCCAGAUGUUCUACCAGUUGUGUGAUCUAAAUGUAGAAAAAAUAAAGAAUAUCAUCCAUAAGAAUGAUGGGAAAGAGGAAGUGUGUGAUGAGAGAGAUGGCUGGUGUGUGCCUCAUACAGCCGACGAGCUCAGGAAUAUCAUCUCUGGAAUGAUCCAACAACAAGUCCAGGCCAACCGGCCAGCUUCGUCCACCAAAAAGCCUGUAAGAACUAGAUCCAAAACUGUUGACAGCGGAGAGGAGGAAGAUGAUGAUGAUGAAGAUGAUGAUGAUGAUGAAGAGUACAAGCCCUCUGAUGGGAGCGACAAUGAAAUGGAAACUGAGAUCGCAGAUUACAUGUAAUUCGCCUUUAGUUUUAUGUUCAUGUAAAAAGCUACUUUGUAUACUGAUAGAAGUUAAUUUUUUAAUGUUUUUUCCUGUUGGCAAAAUAAAUGUAUUUUUUUUUAAGGAACUGAAUGAGUAAAUUCUUAAAAAAAAAAAAAAAAAAAAGGCACCCAACGUACAGUA